CCGAAGAACUAUGAAGCUGGACAAAUUUCUCUCCGAGGGAGGACAUCUGACGCUUUCUGACAUCAGAGAAAAGUUCGGGAUUCCUACUAAGGUGGCAAAAGACUUGAUUGCAGGGCUCUACCCGAACCUUAAUCCAUUGAAGCUUGGCGGCCACACCGACCAAUAUCCCAGGUUGCGGUACGACGGUGUCCACCUCUCGACCCGAGAAGAACUCGCCAACAAAGCAGAUGUUUGCUUCCUGGCCAUCACACAGAUCGAAUUCGACACCGUCGUGGGGGUACUAGAGUAUAAAGAAGAGCUUUCAUCCAGUGGUGAGGACCUUAGAUGGUUCGCUGUCGGCUAUCGAGGCAACACCAUCUCCCUGGUGGGCCAAUCUAUGGCCAAGCGCGCCAUCAGGGCUUAUGGCGCUGCCACAGCCCUGUUCCCUUUGGCAGAAUCUUGUAGGUUUUUCUUUAAGGUCGGAGGGGCCGCCGGUCGUUACGAGAGGGGCACCAUCGCCAUCCUCUGCCGAGGAUCAGACGGCGUCGUUGUGCACGCUAAAACAGUAGGGGCGUUGAUUAUUAUAUAGCCUGUGUAAUCUCGACCUUAAAAUUGAGCCGCUUAGUGAUACUUCUUGCGGUCUGUAAAUGGUUUCCCCCGUACUUAUGACUUUGACUGUCUAAGGGAGAAUUUGGACGCAACAGCUGUAUGGCGAACAUCAAAAUCGACAACAAUCGGCUCAAAAGGUUACCAGAAGCUCGACAAAUUAUGAAACGAGUGACCAGUAGACGAGGAAGGAUGAUUGUUGCCAACUGCUAUUUGCAAUGAAUGAAUUUGCGUUCAAUGUGUAUGGGGGAGGGGGAUAUAAUGCAAUCUGCUCACACUUCUGGGUCAGUAAAUGAGGCUACAAUUAAGUGGACACUCAAAUUGUGCUGAAUUGAAAAUGAGUUUUCAAGACAUCAAGACAAUUACAUCUUCGGAAAUGUCUGC
Tigriopus californicus is the source of this 969-nucleotide messenger RNA. RefSeq lists its product as uncharacterized. The record is from RefSeq and is a predicted model, not a curated record. The transcript is spliced from 2 exons. NCBI's taxonomy places the organism in Eukaryota, Metazoa, Arthropoda, Copepoda, Harpacticoida, Harpacticidae. Bases 11 to 568 code for a protein of 185 amino acids.